AUGCACACCGCAGCAGAGGCUGGGGACAUGGAGCGCUGCCGGGCCUUGGUGGAGGAGGGGGCGGCAGUCAAUGACGCCGACGUGUUCAAGCGGACGCCGCUGAUCAACGCAGUGGUGAACGGACACGCCCGCAGCCCAGCACGCCCGGUGCGCCCGGGCAUGCGAGCAAGAGCGGACCUUGCUGCUGCUGACCGCUCUGGCUGGACUGCGUGCAGCUGGCUGCAACGGGGGCAGCGGGGUGUAAAAGCGCUGACCAGGUUCCGAGUGCAUGUUGCUCGCCGCGCCCUGGCCAUGAAUGGGUUGAUCGAGGCUUCACUGGGCCGCCACGCCACGGGAGGCUGGCCUGUUGGCCUGGCCAAUGCUGGGCUGGGCUGCGUGUUCGAAAUUUCGCCGGAGGUCGCGGAGCAUGUGCUGAAGGGCCAGGGCGACCCGGGAAUGUCGGGCAGGCUUCGCGGCCGUGCUGGAGCUGCUGUGAGCCCUAUGGAGCGCCAUGGAGCGCCAAAGGCAGAGGGCGGGAGCUGGCGGUGGCACGAUGAGCGAGGCCGUUCAAAGAUGUUCAAACUUCGAGUCUCUAUGUCCAUGGGUGUGGAUGCCCAGCUGGACUACGUCAACCGAGUUUUGCACAGCUCGGAGUGGUCGCAGCGGCGAAAGGCCUGUGAGGUGGCGGCCGCCAUAGGCGGCUCCAUUGGGCGCCCCGCGCAGGAAGCCCUGUCCCGGACUCUGAUCAACGUGACCUUGAAUGAUGGAGACGCGGAAGUCCGACACGCUGCAGUGUGUGCCUUGGCGACGUUCGACCCAGAGGUGCGAGUGGCCACAGCCAGCGAACUGUGCACGGAGGGGCUUCGUUACGAGCUGGAGUCGCUUCACAGCAGCCGCCGCAACGUGAAGAGCGCCGCGUGCAACGCCAUGGGGGUGCUUGGGCCAGAGUGCGGGAUGCCUUAUCUCCAAGACCUGCAGGAUUGUUUGAGGGACAAGUCCAGCCUCGUGAAGAAGACGGCCCUGGCUGCACUGGGUGCCUGGGGCCUGCCCGUGGCGGCGCACGAGAAUGCGCGCAUUGUCGUCCAAGAGCUGGGGCGAGCCGUGAUUGGCGACCGCGACCCUGGCGUACGUGCUGCCGCCUGCGAUGCGCUUGGCAGAAUACUUGAAGGGGCGCCGCCGCUGUUCAAGCCGCCUGAGGCCGAGCCCGAGGUCGUGGACGAAGACUCGGAUGAGGAACCUGUGGGACGUACCCGGACAAGAACCGAGAGCGACGAGGAAUUGGAGCCGACUGCUGUUGCGGUGCGCUACAUGGUGCGCAUUCUUCACGAUGAUGACUAUGCCAGCGUCCGCCGUGCAGCUGCGGCAGCCCUGGGGUCCAUCGGUGGGGAUGUGUGCGCGGCGCAGGCGGAGUGCCUCCUGGUGGCAGCCCUGCAGGACAAGGACAAGGAGGUGAGGCUACGAGCAGCGGAGUCGCUGGCCAAGCUGGGUGCGCCCAGUUGGAAUUGGGAUGCCAGACGCCGGCACUCUGCGGCCUGUUCUGCCAGCAAAUUGCAGAAGCUCUGGCAAUGGCUCUGGAAGGCACCCGUGUUCUUGGAGUAUCUUGGCGUGUGGCUGGCGGCGCUGGCCGGCGAGGUGCAGCGCCUCCAGCGCCAGGUCCACCAGCUCACGGAGAACUCGGAGGCCUUGCAGAAGCUUGUGUCCGAUGUGAGCGAAGGACUGGCGUCCAAUGGGAGUGGACCGGUACCAAGACAUGCUGCCCUCAAAGCAGAGGCGAUGCACGCUUUGCCGUCGGACGGCUCGGGCAAGAGUGCAGAUUUGAAGGAGGAAUCUUGGGCUGCCAGGAGCUUGCGACAGAGCUCCCACAUGCACCAGGGCCCCCAGAUAGAGGGCCAUGCAGAGCCAGGGCGGUCGACUGCGUCAAAGUUCUGGCACACCCGGAUCGAUGAAGACGACGUUUCUCCAGGAGGCGUCGACGAGGCAGACAUCCGGAAGGUCAGGGAGGACCUGCUGCGGGUGCAGUUCGGCCGGCUGGAUGCCACAAAAAAGGGCUACCUCAGCCCGGCGGACCUGGCGGACCUGGCUGCGCGCUUCGGUGAGCCGCUGGCCUUGGACCAGGCGGAGCUCCUGUGCCGCCUGAGCCCCGUGAAGUCCAAGAAGUCCAAGGAGAUGGGUUUGCGCUUCGAGGCAUUCUACAUGCUGAUGUCCCCAGAUGACGAGAGCCAAUGGGAGGACGAGGUCUUGGAGGCGGCGGCGGCGGCGAAGCGCGCGGUGCGCGCCGAGGCCAAGGGCCGCCUCAGGGCGGAGCAGGAGCGGAAGCAUUUGGCACACCAGCAGAGGAUACACGGUCUUUUCGCGAUGGUCUUCGACUUGGUGACAGUAGCCGUGAUCAUCUCCAACGCGCUGGUUAUGGGCGUGAGCGCGGACAUCCUGCCCGAAAGCAAUGCCUGGGAUGUCACUGAAGUCGACACCCGGAGCUGA
Effrenium voratum is the source of this 2457-nucleotide messenger RNA. Lineage: Eukaryota; Dinophyceae; Suessiales; Symbiodiniaceae. The record is from the annotation of a GenBank genome assembly.